AUCUCCAUCAAGCAUCUCGUUGACUGAUCACCACGCAUCUCAACGACUCAACCCCACGCACUAUAUCCGCAAUGCGCCUCCGCCCAUUGCUCGCCCUUUCCCUCCCCCUCGCCGCCGCUUGGUCGUGCGACGCCGUGCCCCCCUCGAGCGGGAGUUUGGAUCUCUCGUCCCUUGCCGGCGUCAAGGAGGCGACGAAGGAUACAGAGACGCCCCCGACGAAGAACACCGCGCGCGUGCGGCUCGAUAUCUGCGGGAAACUGCCGAAGGAGGAUGGGGUGAAGGACGAGGAUCAGUGCCCAGACGGAACGCGCGCAUGCCUCACGCUCAUCAACCACAAGGAGGGCGCGAGCGAUCCAGACCGCGUGACGACCGUCAUCCCCCUCUGGAAGGAGGACACACCUGACAGCGACGUGCGGGUCACGGGCCGCGAAGGCGAGUGGACGGUGGCGGUCAAGUCGCCGGAGUACGCAGGCACGCCGCACACCCUCUCACUCAUCCUCACCUGCGCCGAGACAGAGUCCGGGCCCUCCCUCGAGUCGUACGCGGGCGGCAAGCUUGAGCUGCGCUGGUCCACGCCCUCGGUGUGCGCCGGCGCAUCGGACGGCAGCGGUGGCGGCGGCGGGUUUUGGGGGUUCAUCAAGUUCUGUUUCUGGGCGUCUUUCUUCAUUCUCAUCGCAUACUUCGCCCUAGGCGCAGUCUACAACCACCAGCAAUACGGCGCGCGGGGGUGGGACCUGGUUCCGCACCGCGACUUUUGGCGUGAGCUGCCCGCGCUCGGCCGCGACUUUGGCGGACAUGUCGUCGGCAACGUCCGCAGCUCGACGGGGCGUGGCGGAUACUCAAGCCUCGGAUAAAUAGACAAUGCAUAGACUACUACCGGUAGUUCCGCUCGGUGUAGCGCUCAUUGAGUGCGCCUAGUGCGGCCAGGCCACCGCCGUCGCGUGCGGCCGCGAGUGCGCCGACAUUCUUCUGGAACUCGACCCACUCACUCUCGCGCGGUGUCACUACUUUCUCGGCCACGUCGUAGACAUACACCUUGCCGUCGCUGCCGCCGAGCGCAGCCUUGCGCCCGGCCCCGCGGUCCCAUGCAAUCUUGUUCA
Messenger RNA from Cutaneotrichosporon oleaginosum, 1100 nucleotides. RefSeq lists its product as uncharacterized. NCBI's taxonomy places the organism in Eukaryota, Fungi, Basidiomycota, Tremellomycetes, Trichosporonales, Trichosporonaceae. The record is from RefSeq and is a predicted model, not a curated record.